GUAGAAAUUGGGUUUGCAGCAUCAGUUCAUCUGUGCACAAUAAACCGUGUAUAUCGAAGUAGAACAAGUCGAAUCACAAGAUGCGUUUAACACUUUUGGCGCUCGUUGGCGCUGUGUGCAUCGCCUGCAGCUUUGCCCAGCCGUUGGAGGGCAAAGCGGAGAGUAACGAUCUACUUAACCUGGCGGAUCUGGGACAAGAACAUGUAACUGGAAAUGCACGACAGGUGCGACAGUUCGGCUACGGCGGCUGGGGUGGCGGCGGUUUGGGCGGCUAUGGUGGCGGCGGCUGGGGUGGCGGUGGCUGGGGUCGCGGCGGCUGGGGUCGAGGCGGCUGGGGUCGAGGCGGCUGGGGUCGAGGCGGCUGGGGUGGCGGACGCUGGGUAAACGACCACGAGGCCUUUGGACGCUAA
This is a messenger RNA of Drosophila hydei, 410 nucleotides long. RefSeq names its product glycine-rich cell wall structural protein-like. Bases 81 to 410 code for a protein of 109 amino acids. NCBI's taxonomy places the organism in Eukaryota, Metazoa, Arthropoda, Insecta, Diptera, Drosophilidae. The record is from RefSeq and is a predicted model, not a curated record. The transcript has a single exon.